AACCUGUCGUUCUCCCCAGUUGGCUAUGCUAAAAACAAGGCGGUGCACCAGAGCCAUGGGAAGUUCCUCUGCUUUCUUGAUGCGGAUGAUAUUAUGUUGCCAACACGGGUACAAAAACAAUACAAUCUCGCAGUGUAUAAUCAUAAUGCUAUUGUUGGGAGCAGAUUUCGACGUGAACCAGCAGACUCAACUUUGCGUUACACUAGGUGGGCAAAUGGCUUGACACCUGCACAGCUGACGAUGCAGAUAUAUACUUCAAAUGGCCCAACGGUUGUUAUGCCAACUUGGUUCAUCCAUCGCUCUGUGUUUAACAGAGUUGGAGGAUUUAGCGAAGCAGGUGCAGGAACUCCAGAUCUUAUUUUCUUCUAUAACCAUUUACGGAAGGAAGGGGANAAGUAUAAUCGUCAUGAUGAAGAGCUUCUUGUCUAUAGAUACCAUCCUAAUGCAACAACUUUUUCAAUUCACGAAGAAACCAUAUGGGAUCUGAGGGUAAAAGAAAUCCAGGAACGAGUACUGGGUUUGUGGGAAUCGUUUACAAUAUGGAAUGCUGGAAAGCAAGGACGCAAGUUCUUCCGAUCCCUUCUGCCGGAAAACCAGGAAAAGGUGACAGCCUUCUGUGAUGUGGAUGUUAAGAAGAUUGGCUCAUUCUACACAUAUGAAGAAUCCUGGAAAAAAAUAAAACCAAAAGUGCCAAUUAUCCACUUCAAAGAAGCCAAGCCACCGUUAAUAAUUUGCAUGAAAAUGGAGCUGACAGAUGGGGUAUUUGAGGCUAAUUUGGCUUCAGUGAACCUCAAGGAAGGCAUUGACUAUUUUCACUUCAGUUAACUGCACGUCCCAGAGCAGAGGCCUGGUCUGGGACCUGGCCGCAGGUUCCAGAGCAGAGGCCUGGUCUGGGACUUGGCCGCAGGUUCCAGAGCAGAGGCCUGGUCUGGGACUUGGCCGCAGGUUCCAGAG
Molecule: messenger RNA, 954 nt
Organism: Cherax quadricarinatus
Lineage: Eukaryota; Metazoa; Arthropoda; Malacostraca; Decapoda; Parastacidae
Product: queuosine-tRNA galactosyltransferase-like
Source: RefSeq, a predicted model, not a curated record